AGUCGACGUCUCGCACCCUCCCUCUCUCCUCCCGUGGGUAGGCCAGGCCGCAUGCCACACCACCCCGCACCGGAUCUCGCCUCCGCCUCCUCCUCCUCCCGUGACCGGUUUCGGCGAGAAACCCCCAAAUCCGUGUGCGCCGCCCGUCGCCGCCCUAUAUCCCCUCCCCUCCGACGACCCAGGCUCUCCCCACUGCAUUCGGAGUCGUCCGCACCGCACGCGUUAGAUCCCACCAACCUAGGCGCUCCCUCUCCCUGCCCCGAUCGGCCCCCGUCACACCGGGGGCGCGCCGCCGCUCCGCCCGGCGCCGGGGGGUAUAAUACCGAGGGGGUGGAGCUCUCCUGCGGUUCCCCAUGCAGGAGCCGUGAGCUAGUCAGCCUGUUGCUGGACCAAGGCGGGUGCUGUGAGAUCGAUUGCUUCCUCGGUGAAUUUGGCCUUCUUGCCUAUGCUGACUGUAUUGCAUUGAUUGGCCCGGGACAUGGGAAUCUUGGAAUUCUGAAUCUGCUGUUGGAGCGAAUUGAACAUGGACAGAAGAAAAACUGGAGUGGUUCUAUUCUGCCUGCUCUUUGUCCUUGUUCGGACAGCCUCGGCCAUCGCUGAGACUGAGAUCGGUGAUGUGCGCGUUGUUCAGGAAGCGCCUGAUAGGAAGCUUGAGGGUGCAGGCAGACAGGAUGGGUUCAAGAGCAGGAGGGUUUCGGUGUCUACGGUUGCGUGGUCGACGCUUGCAAUGGCCGCUGUGACCGGGUUGGGUGCGCUGCCCUUCUUUUUCCUUGAGCUAGAGGCCCAGUGGGCAGGGCUUUGCAAUGGCCUGGCAGCCGGGGUGAUGUUAGCAGCGAGCUUUGACCUUGUGCAGGAAGGUCAGGUGUAUGGCAGUGGGAGCUGGGUUGUGUUUGGGAUUUUGAGCGGAGGGUUUUUCAUUUGGCUCUGCAAGAAGUUUCUCGAACAAUAUGGAGAAGUAAGCAUGCUGGAUAUAAAAGGUGCGGAUGCAAGUAAAGUUAUUCUUGUUGUUGGAAUAAUGACGCUCCAUUCCUUUGGGGAGGGUUCUGGUGUUGGUGUUUCCUUUGCUGGCUCAAAAGGAUUCUCUCAAGGUCUUUUAGUUACUAUAGCUAUUGCAGUACACAACAUACCUGAAGGCUUAGCUGUAAGCAUGUUACUGUCUUCUAGGGGUGUAUCCCCCCAAAAGGCAAUGAUAUGGAGUAUCAUAACAUCUUUACCACAGCCAAUUGUUGCUGUCCCUGCAUUCCUUUGUGCUGAUGCAUUUCAAAAGGUGCUUCCCUUCUGUACUGGUUUUGCUGCAGGAUGCAUGAUAUGGAUAGUUAUUGCAGAAGUUCUUCCUGAUGCUUUUAAGGAAGCCUCUCCAUCUCAAGUUGCUUCUGCUGGAACACUUGCUGUUGCUUUCAUGGAAACAUUGGGUACAGUUCUUCAGGGAUUUACUGAUGGCCACAACUCGGAAGACGCAGCAGGCUUUUUGGUAUCACUUGUAUUUGGACUUGGUCCACUUUUUGGAGGAAUUGUACUUGUCGCAUUCUCUCUUACUUUCAGCAUGCCGCACCCUCUUUUGACUGGUGUAGCAUCUGGCAUAGCCUUCCGUCUUGCAGCAUGGAGACCUUUACAACUUCUAAUGUCGUCGAAGAUGGGUCUAUUUACAACUUUAUUCCUCCUUAUUGGAGGUUCUCUCAUCUACCAUAUUGCCACAUCAAACAUCCUUAGGGUAGUUAACCGCAAGAAAUCUUCUAUUAAUCUCAUUACAUCGUCGUCAGGCCUCUCACUUAGUGUCCUCACACUGCAAUCACUCCUUGCCUGUGGUUCUGUCUUCCUUCAUGCAUAUGCUGAAGGUCUUCAACUUGGUGUGGCGGCACGCAAGGCUUAUGGUCUAGGACGCUACAUGGUUCUUCCGGUUUCCCUUCAUGGUCUACCACGAGGCGCUGCUGUUGCGAGCUGCAUAUAUGGUGCAACUGAUAGUUGGCGCGCAGCCUUGGCAGCUGCUGCUUUGACUGGCUUUGCAGGGCCAAGUGCUGCCAUCAGUGCAAUCCUCGCGAAGAUUGACUACAAUGGACUGGACUAUUGGAUGGUCAUUGCCUGUGGUGCUCUAAUUCCAAGCUUUGCCCGGGUCUUCAGACGCUCGCUAAGGUUGGACAUGCGGAAGAGCAUCUGUGGGCUUCUGAUAGGUUUGGCCUUUGCCUCUGUGUGCUUGAUGUCGACCAGAUUCAUCUGCUUGCACACUCCCUACUGCAACUCAGCUCCAGAAGCGGUCACAUAACCUGUCUUCUUUUUUUUCGCUGGUACAGUUGUAGAACAUGUAAUAUCAGUGUAACGAUGAUACAAAAAAUGGAAAGUUGUUACCGUUGAGGUUGAGGAAUCCCCUUGUAUGGACAAAUCAAAGGGAGAUAAGCAUUGAAUAUAUACUGGUCAAAUUU
Oryza brachyantha (malo sina) is the source of this 2417-nucleotide messenger RNA. RefSeq names its product putative zinc transporter At3g08650. The transcript is spliced from 6 exons. Bases 524 to 2260 code for a protein of 578 amino acids. Gene Ontology annotation, cellular component: membrane. Lineage: Eukaryota; Viridiplantae; Streptophyta; Magnoliopsida; Poales; Poaceae. The record is from RefSeq and is a predicted model, not a curated record. Gene Ontology annotation, biological process: zinc ion transmembrane transport. Gene Ontology annotation, molecular function: zinc ion transmembrane transporter activity.